CCAGACGACUUUCUUCUUGUUUUGCCUCCCUUCCAUCUGUGAGCAGAGAAAAAUGAAAACCCUUCCUGUUCACCUGCUUGUCUGUUUGCUGCUAAUAGAGGCUGUCGUCUCUGAAUCCCUGAAUGAUGACGUUUCUGGACCGGGAAAAACAAUAUUUGAACGUUAUAAGAAGUUUAAAAGACAGCAUGUAGAUAAGCAAAUGACUGAGAAGAAAUGCACAGAUGUGAUAAACCAGAAAAGCAUCUACAGCAACGACAACAGUUGUAAGGAGACAAAUACGUUCAUCCUCGCUGAUGCAAACGAGGUCAAAUCCAUCUGCGAGGGACAAGGAGAUUAUCUUCAUGAAAAACAUUUGACAAAGAGUAAAAGAAAGUUCAAGGUUGUUGUUUGCACACUGACUAAGAAAGCCCGGAAACCCAGAUGUCAGUAUGAGGGAAAGCUGUACAACAGCAGAUUUGUUGUAGUGCAGUGCACAGGUGUACCUGUGCAAUAUGCAGAAAACGUUUUAAACUUUGAAGACUAAUUGUCCUCUGAACGCCCCAGAUCUUUGUAACCACAACCAUUUAAAAGGGGAUGUUCCUUUUUGUGUGUCUAUCUGCUGUUGAACAAACCUUGUUCUAUUAAUGUGUCCAUUAUUGUGUUUUCUCUAAAAACAGCAAACCUUGAUCUUCAUUUGGACAUCUGGCAUGUACAUUUUGACUUUUCGUGCAUUGUACAAAACGUCUGUACCACAGUAUGCAAAGA
Girardinichthys multiradiatus is the source of this 744-nucleotide messenger RNA. RefSeq names its product ribonuclease-like 3. NCBI's taxonomy places the organism in Eukaryota, Metazoa, Chordata, Actinopteri, Cyprinodontiformes, Goodeidae. The coding region runs from base 53 to 523 and encodes 156 amino acids. The transcript has 2 exons. Gene Ontology annotation, molecular function: nucleic acid binding. The record is from RefSeq and is a predicted model, not a curated record.